CAGCAGGCAGCGAAAUCAAUGGCAAAUCACAUGAGAACGGCGAAGGCGAUGGAGAUGGUGUCUUCUUGGAUUCGCCUCUUACUCGUACUUCUGAUUCUAAUUGUUUAUGGAAACAGCGGCGUAUUAGGCGGGAAAAAUGCGCGGAUUCACAUUCCUGAUGAGCUAGAUGAUGUGGUGGACGAUGAGGAGGACGAGGCGUGGAAGGAAUGGGGACAGAAGAAGAAAUUGACGGAGGAGAAGUUUGAUCCGCCGCCGGUUGAUUUCUCGGAGAUGGACUUAGCUCAGAUGCAGGAAGAGAUGAUGAAACGACAACACGGUCCGUCGUUUGGCUUCGUUAAGCUCCGGUUAGGCGUUCGACGUACUCCGGAUGUGAUAACAGAUAUUGCAAUGAAAUGGAGCAAAAUUGCAAGAACUGGAGCUAUAGAGGUCAAAUUUAUGGGUGUUGAUGUGAGCACAAUAAUGUUCACUCUGGAAAAAGGCCAAGACACUCUAGAGUUGAAAGACUUUAUAUUGAGCCAACCGGAGGCAUAUGAGAUGAAAAUCGGGGAUCGACUUUUCCGAAGGCCAGGAGAUCCUCCAUUCGAUGAUGUUUUUGCAGAACUCCAUGGCAAUGACGAAGGCCAUGCUCAUCCCUCAAUCAAUGAUCAUGAGAAAGAUGAGUUAUAAUCAAAUCAAGCUACAUUUUCUUGUUUCUUGCUUCUUAAUUUGGACAUCAUUGCUUAGAUAUCUUCACAAACAUCUAAUAUUUUUUUUGAGUUUUGCACUUUCAUGAUCCCAAAAAUGGUACUUAGGGAUUGUUUGCCUGCUGACCGGUGCUGAUUCGGUCAGCAUUAGCUAGUUUGUCUAAAGAUUGAUCUAACUUCUGGUGCUGUCAGAGCACUUACCCAGCAAGAUUACUAUUUUGCUAUUGGGUCAGCACAAGAUAAUGAAGGUAUUUUGUCGGUAAACAACGAUUUACAG
Molecule: messenger RNA, 960 nt
Organism: Cynara cardunculus var. scolymus (artichoke)
Lineage: Eukaryota; Viridiplantae; Streptophyta; Magnoliopsida; Asterales; Asteraceae
Product: LRP chaperone MESD-like
Exons: 3
Coding region: 19-666 (215 amino acids)
Biological process (GO): protein folding
Source: RefSeq, a predicted model, not a curated record